Dimorphilus gyrociliatus is the source of this 1803-nucleotide messenger RNA. The record is from the annotation of a GenBank genome assembly. Lineage: Eukaryota; Metazoa; Annelida; Polychaeta; Dinophilidae.
AUACUAUACCAAGGUCAAGGUUACUUACUCCCUCAGUCAGUUUUACUUUUUUAUGAAACUUCGAAGAUGAGUAAAACGCCGAAAGAAUCUUUAUUCAGUUUCUUUCGGCGACGUGACUCCUCGCCAGAAGAUCAUGACUGUAAAAAAGAAUUAGAUAAUCGAUUAGCUGGAGAGCAGGCAACUGGAAGACAACUGUCAGAUGCAGGUCAGUUCGCAUACGCUGGCCUGUGUGGAAUUGCACUUCUUCAGCUUUAUCCCGAAGAGGAAUACGAAGACUAUAAAAAGGAAUGUAUAAACAAUGUUGUCCGACACAUCAAUCAAUGUGAUCAAGUUCGUUCGUCGGUUCAAGCUAUAAUGAAUGGGCGAGGACAUGAUUGUGAGAAGCCGUUCAUUCAAGUAAUCAGCGAAGAAGAAAUUAUCAAACGAGAGGGUUGCAAAUUACUAGUAAACGACUUCAUCGCCGCAAAUUUGCAAAAUGGAUCAUAUGAUGCCAGAACAAGAAUUCUUGCUAAGCAUCUGGCACGCCUGCUCAACGUUGACUGGGAAGAGGCUGAAGACUUUGAGCAACUAGUCGUGAAAGCACUUCAGACAGAUCAACAUGAAAUGACUGAAGAGGAGCAUGCAUUGAAGAAAAAAAAGCAACUGAAGGCUAAAAUAAAAAGAUAUGCUCUUAUAGGUGUUGCUACUGUUGGCGGAGGAACUUUAAUAGGCUUAACUGGUGGUCUGGCCGCCCCUUUCAUAGCUGGUGCGGUUUUGGGAAGUGGAGCAGCUGCUGCUUUAGGAACUGCUGGAAUAGCCGUAUUCGGGACUCUAUUCGGCGUAGCGGGAGCAGGUCUCACGGGUUAUAAGAUGAAAAAAAGAAUCGGUGAUAUAGAGGAGUUUGAAUUCCAACCCAUUACAUCUGGCCAGCAUUUAGCUGUAACAAUAGCCAUUUCUGGAUGGCUAACAGAUUCUAUUCAAGAUUUUAGAUACCCUUGGCGAAAUUUAUCUAUUUCCCGUGAACAGUUUGUUUUGAAAUAUGAAUCUAAAUAUCUUCACCAGAUGGGCCAGGCCAUUGAUUAUUUGUUAAGUUUUGCUGUUUCGGCUGCGGCACAAGAAGCUUUACAAUAUACCAUUCUGUCAUCGUUGUUAGCUGCAAUCGCUUGGCCUGCAACACUCUUAAGCGCAGCCAGUAUAAUCGAUAAUCCAUGGGGAGUUUGUACUCAAAGAUCAGCCGCGGUUGGCAGACACCUUGCCGAAGUAUUGCUCUCCCGUCAACAAGGAAGACGCCCCAUCUCUCUGAUAGGAUUCAGCCUGGGUGCUCGAGUUAUCUUCUUUUGUUUACAAGAAAUGAGCAGAAGAAAAAAUUGUGAGGGAAUUAUAGAAGACGUUGUAUUACUUGGAGCACCUGUGACUGCCUCUAAAAAAGAAUGGACAAGUUUUAGAAAGGUUGUUGCUGGUAGGAUAGUUAAUGGUUUCUGCAGAAAAGAUUGGUUGCUUAAAUUUCUUUAUAGAACAACUAAUAUCCAAUACAGCAUAGCAGGCUUAGAAAGGAUUGAUCUUCAGGACAGGCGUAUGCACAAUUUUGAUUUAACGGAAAUAGUUAAUGGUCAUAUGGACUACAUGAAUAAAAUGGACGAAAUACUUCAGUCAAUCGGGAUUCCAUGUAAGAGGUCAUUUCAAGCAAUUAUUCCUGGAUCAACAUCACUUCCUGCCGAUUUGGAAAGCUCUGUACCUCAGAGGAUAAAACGAACUGCUAGUCUACCAUCCCCUUGCUAUAAAAGCAACCUAAAUAAUAAUGUCACAGACGACAAAAAUUCAUGA